Molecule: messenger RNA, 1524 nt
Organism: Rhagoletis zephyria (snowberry fruit fly)
Lineage: Eukaryota; Metazoa; Arthropoda; Insecta; Diptera; Tephritidae
Source: RefSeq, a predicted model, not a curated record
AUGAAUGCGUCAAGCAGAAAAGUACUGGCAGCCAGCUGUAAACAGGCAUGCAGAAGCUUGAAGAUUGGCAGCAGGGGAAUUUACUGUGGGGUGGCAAGGCAGGCGAAUGUUACCUUGGAUAAUAUCAAUGAAAACGUUAUCAAGCUAGAAUAUGCAGUCCGAGGCCCACUCGUCAUUCGGGCUGGGGAAAUUGAGCGCGAACUGAAGGUGAAUAAUGGAAGCUCUCGGCCGUUUGCGUCGGUCACUCGUGCCAACAUUGGCGACUGCCAUGCAAUGGGUCAGAAACCGCUGACCUUUCUACGUCAGGUGCUCGCCUGUGCCACUGAUAAUGACCUGCUGAAUGGACCGUAUCCGGGCGACGUGAAGGCGCGUGCAAAGGAGCUGCUGGAGUACUGCGGCGGUCAGUCGGUGGGCUCCUACUCCGAUUCGGCUGGUGUGGAGAUCAUUCGCAAGCACUCUGCCGACUACAUCACCGCCCGAGACGGAGUGGACUCUGACUGGCAGAACAUCGUGCUCACCACCGGUGCCAGUGAGGGAAUCCGUGCCGUGCUCAGUCUGGUCAACACUACCUCCACCGAUGACAAGCCGUCCGGGGUGAUGAUUCCCAUUCCGCAGUAUCCACUGUAUUCAGCGACCAUCUCCGAGUACGGCAUGCAUCCGAUCAACUACUAUCUGGACGAAAGCAAUCAGUGGUCACUGAACACUGAUGAGCUUAAACGCUCAAUCGAUAAGGCUCGUGACAAGUGUGUCCCAAAAGUGCUGGUCAUCAUUAAUCCGGGCAACCCAACGGGCAGUGUGCUGACGCGACAAAACAUCGAAGACAUUAUCAAGUUUGCAAAAAAUGAAAAUUUGCUCAUUAUUGCCGAUGAGGUGUAUCAGCAUAAUAUUUGGGAUGGAGAGUUCUUCUCUUUUAAAAAAGUAAUGCAUGAUUUGAAAAUUGAGAUUGAGCUGGCAUCGGUUAUGUCAGCUUCAAAAGGUUACAUGGGCGAGUGUGGUCUGAGAGGCGGAUAUUGCGAGUUGGUCAACUUUGAUCCCGCAGUGAAGCAGAUGUUCCUUAAAAUGCUCUCAGCCAGGUUGUGCUCUUCGGUGCUCGGCCAGAUUGCCCUUGACUGCAUCGUCAAGCCGCCGCAAAAGGGCGAAGAGUCGUAUGAUCUCUACGAGAAAGAGAAGAGUGAGGUGCUCAGUGCGCUUAAGUACCGAGCUCAAUUGGUUGCCGACACCUUCAACUCUAUUCCGGGCAUAUCUUCAAACAAGGUUGCUGGUGCCAUGUACGCAUUUCCGAAAAUUGACAUUCCUCGAAAGGCGGUCAAGAAAGCCGCUGAAAUGAAACAAGCUCCUGACUUUUAUUACGCGAUGCAACUGCUGGAAAGUACCGGAAUCUGCAUCGUUCCCGGAUCAGGCUUUGGUCAACUUCCAGGAACGUAUCACUUCCGCACAACUAUUCUGCCUCAAAAUGAUAAGCUCGAACAGAUGAUGAAGGUGUUCAAGGACUUUCACACCAGAUUCGUCCAACAACACAGUUAA